UAUCCCACGGUUUUACUGGUGAGUGCUACUACCAUCGCCUCCAUCGAUUGACAAUCGCCCUUCAGCAUAAACAUGGUGCGAUCACACACCAUCCUUGAGCGCAAGCACAGCACCUCCAGCUCUGGCUCAUCCAACUCAACACUAUCCGACACAGACUGCUUUGAGCGCUUCACAGCUACUGGUCGCCCCAUGCCCACGGAUUAUCAGUCCGCCUGGUCGUCCGCCUGUAUGUUCGGCCCUACGGCGCCGCAUUUCCUCCCUUUCAGAUUCACAGACGAUAGCAUAAUCCCAGUCGUGGUGCGGGUGUGCGAGGGGAGCUUCAAGGCCGGGGUGGAAUCCACAUCCCAGAAACGCCGCCGCUCCCUACGCGACCGGUUCCGUUUCAAGAAGACGAAGAUCGUGGUCGCGAUGAUGCCGCGGCGCGACUACCUCCGUUACUUUGCGCAUGAUGAGUCGGGGCGGUAUGUCGGGACGGAGAAGCAGGAGAGUUGGAGUGAGGGGAACCUUGAGGAGGAGUUUGGACAUUAUAGGAUGAUGGAACCGCGGCAGUGGGUGGUGAGGAACUCAGGGGGUAUGGCUUAUAUGGAGGAGGAGUGAGGAAGAUGGGGUGGGCGCAAGGGGAUAGGGGUAGGAGUAAUUAAGGAGUUCAGAGUUGGUGAGAACAAGAUUGCUAUUUAUAUGGUGAAUAACAGAGCAGGAUUAAGCUGAUGGGUAACGACCCU
Pseudogymnoascus destructans is the source of this 722-nucleotide messenger RNA. RefSeq lists its product as uncharacterized. Lineage: Eukaryota; Fungi; Ascomycota; Leotiomycetes; Thelebolales; Thelebolaceae. Bases 73 to 597 code for a protein of 174 amino acids. The record is from RefSeq and is a predicted model, not a curated record. The transcript has 2 exons.